GUUUAUUUUCGGGUUGAGCUCCUCAGUUGCUUCGGCUUCAGUCGGAAGUGUUCGGGUGUUGUCGGACUCCACCGGUGUGUCAGAGGGCAGAACGAGCGCUGCGGCUCUCAACGCUCGGGAACAGCGCCAUUCAUCUGCGAGGACCGCGGACACACCUGGUCGGACCGAAGACAGCCGUUUGGCGACUGAAAGGGCUCCACACAGCCCCCGGUUAAUCACUUGAGGAAUGCGGUGCUGUUAGGACGACGGGAGCCGAAAGCCGAAACUUCAAAAAAAAAAAAACUUUAUUUUUAACCAACUUAUCAAAAAGGGAUCAUGGCCACGGGCGGAUUUAAGUCAAACGCAACGACAGACUUUUUGGAGGAGUGGAAGGCGAAACGUGAGAAAAUGAGAGCCAAAAUGCUGGGGGACAUAGCCGCAGCGACUGGUGCUCCCUUGGGUGCCAACAACCCAAACAGCACAGGCAACAACAACAGUAGUAACCGCCAUAACGCCCAACACGGCACCGAGCUCACCAAUAACCCUGACCGAAGCACCGCCGCUGGGAACUGCCUCCCCUCCUCCUACACGGUGGCUCGGUCCUCCUCCGGCACGGCUUUAAAGCGACCCGAGGAGGAAACUCAGCACCCUGCCCUCCCUGCUUCCCCCACAGCCUCACCGCCGGGGAGCAGCCUGAAGAAGGCCCCGCCUCAGACAGAGAAACCUCAGUGCGCUUCCCCGGACUCCAGCCCCAUGGCUUGCAAUGACAGUGACAAGGGAAGCCCAUCACCCAGUAAGGUCAAGGAGAAGAAUAGCACUGGUCCCAGUGCUAGGAAGGGAAAAGGGCAGAUUGAGAAGAGGAAGUUGAGGGAAAAGAGGAGAUCAACAGGUGUCGUCAGCAUACCAUCCAACGAGAGCCUGGAUGAGCUGGACGAUGACGACACAGGGGAGAAGAAUAGAAAGGAGGAGGAGGAGCUGGUUCAGGCCAACACUUUCCAGAACGAGUCCAUGAUAGCUGAACCUACCACCGGCCACUUAAUGGAAACUCCCAGAUCUGGGAGCGGGCGCCACAAGAGCUCUGCGGGGCCGGGAUCCGAGGAAGAGCUUAGUUGUAACAGCCGACAACGACACAACCGUCACGGCAGAGACGGAGGAGCUGCAGCACCACCAGGGAGCUUGGAGAAAAGAAUGGAGGAGCUGGAGAAGGAGCUGGCCAGAGAGCGUCAGGAGAAUGAUAGGUUGCUGAAGGCCCACCAGGACAAAGACGACCUCAUCGGGAAGCUGAGGGAGGAAAUUGACUUGCUGAACAGAGACCUGGAUGACAUUGAAGAUGAGAAUGAGCAACUCAAACAGGAGAACAAGACUCUGCUGAAAGUGGUGGGCCAGCUGACGAGGUAGAACCCGACA
Messenger RNA from Etheostoma spectabile (orangethroat darter), 1386 nucleotides. It is a transcript of the gene pawr, whose product is annotated as PRKC, apoptosis, WT1, regulator. The coding region runs from base 316 to 1377 and encodes 353 amino acids. Gene Ontology annotation, biological process: positive regulation of apoptotic process; apoptotic process. The transcript has 7 exons. Gene Ontology annotation, cellular component: cytoplasm. The record is from RefSeq and is a predicted model, not a curated record. Lineage: Eukaryota; Metazoa; Chordata; Actinopteri; Perciformes; Percidae.